GCGCGCGAGACCUUGGAACCGCGUGCUCCAAUUCAGCCUCCAUGUUGACAGUUGCUGGUCUUCUCAGAUGUGAAGUCCAGAUUUGCGCUUGAGACUGUAAGUCACUGUUGAGACUGUGAGUCGCUCAUAAAGGUGAAUCAUGCCUAGGAAGGUUAACAGGAUUGAAUCCAGAAGAAAGGAGGAAGAAAACCGUAAUCCACAGAUUGCACACAUCUUCAAUUACAAGCGCUAUAUCACCUUCCUUACUGGCUGCUACAGUUGCCAUUGGAAAUUCAGACGGUGGGAAAAAACUAAACUUGGAUCCUGUUGCUGCACUCGGAGAGAACAAUGCUUUUGUGUGUUCCUGGCAGUUGCAUUUGUCUUCUCUGUGAUCAUGCUCUUCACAUGGAUAGAAACCUCUAAUGAGUACUUCGGCUUUGACUGUGUCCUUCUGCCAUGCCACCCUGCCUUGCAGAUUAUGGACAGAAACCUCUACAAACUGGUCGUUUUUCUAGUAACAGGAGCCUGGUUCUUCUGGUCCAUUCUAAUGCUGAGUUUAUUUGGGAUACUGACUGUCUACACUUCGUUGUUAUUGAUACUUGGAGUUUUGUUGCUUUGGGAGAGGAUUGAGCUAUAUCUGCACACAUGUCAUAAGAUCCUGAUUGUGUUAAUGAUCCUGGUGCACAUUUUCUUAAUGGUGAUUUUAUUCAAAUUCUGGAAUGAAAGGUGGCUGGUAGUUGGGCUGUCACUGAAGAUCUUUGCUCCUUACGUGCACCUGAGCUGCAUAAUUCUGAUGGUUAUCAUUUCCUGGCCUCUGACCUUCUACGUGGUGCAUUUGGAAGGAAAAAUUAGAAUAAGAAGACACAGAAUGGCAUAUUACGAGAAAGAAAGACUCAAGAAAUGUAAUAUAUUCACAAGGUUAAGAGCUCUACAAUUGGCUGUUGGAUUGCCCUUUUUUCUUAUUCUCAUAUGUCUCUAUGCGAUGCCACUGGGGAUUUAUUCUCCCUGCAUUCAAGAGAAGGAAGAGUUGGGACCUAAGCCAGCCUUCUUUGCACACAGAGGUUCACCCAUGGCAGGGCCAGAAAAUACCAUGAUGGCCUUUGAGAAAGCUGUUGAAGAAGGAGCCUCUGGUCUGGAGACUGAUGUACAUAUAAGUUUUGAUAAUGUGCCUUAUCUCAUGCAUGACUAUGACUUGAGAAGAACAACCAAUAUCAGAGAGGUCAUGCCAGAGGCUGCUUAUAGUCACCCUUCCUCCUUCAAUUGGACUACUUUGUCAACUCUGAAUGCUGGUGAAUGGUUCGUACGGCCAGAGACGAGACCAUUUUUCAAUAUGAAACGUCUAUCACAGGCUGAUAAAAAACGAGCAAGAAACCAGUCAAUUCCACGACUAGCUGAUUUAUUGAAAAUUGCAAAGAAGGAAAAAAAAAUUGUGAUAUUUGAUCUUUUUGGCCCUCCACAAAAACAUCCUCUCAGACACACAUUUGUCCAUCAGGUAGUAAGCGUGAUCCUUGCUUCUAAAAUUGAACAAAAUCUGAUUUUUUGGUUGCCAGGUCAUGAUAGGCAGUAUGUCAGGUUCAUGGCCCCUGGUUUUCAGCAUGUGGGCCGUUUAGUCUCUGUUGAACACCUAACAAAAGAAAAUAUCAGUAUAAUAAAUGUGGACUACAAGAGGUUAUUCUACAAAGGGUUAAGGGAUUAUCAAGCAGCUAAUAUCUAUAUCAAUUUAUACAUUGUAAAUGAGCCUUGGAUUUUCUCACUGGCCUGGUGCUCCAGAAUUAACUCAGUGACAACAGACAACAUUCCAGUUCUGAGUCAGCUUACUCACCCUCACUUCUUCAUGACACCACGGUAUUAUCUGUCCAUAUGGCUCCUCCUGGAUAUUGUUUCUGCAAUUUUCAUUGCUGCCAUAUUUUGUUUUCACUGGUGGAGAGAGGUCAAAGAAGAAAAAUUGCUUGAAGCCUCCAGAAUUUUCAGAGAUUCUCAAAGUUUAAGCCUCUCUGUGGAACAAAGUGAAAGUCAAGAAGCUUCACACUUACCUAAAAAGUCUCCUCCCCGAGUUGGAGAAAGUCCUUGGACUCCAGCUUUACCUGGUAGCAGAAGGAAACUCUCACACACUUCCCAUUUUGAAGAACACCUCAAGAAGAAACCAGGGUCUAUUAAGAUCACUCAGAACACCGUUGGACCACUGAUGCCCACCACAGACUUUGAAGACAGCCAAGUACCCACCAACUGGGGGCCUGCUGGUGAAGCUGCCCCUCAAUCUACAUUACUCACCACGAAGGCAGAUGAACUAACAGUGCCCUUCACAGAGGCCCCCUAUCCUGAAAUACACCCAAAGACACCCGUAUUAGAACCUGCCAAAGAAUCCAAUCCAUCCGACAUCCCCUUAUAGAAUGUCAUUCAAGCAGAAGUAGCCACACAUCACCCUCUUCUUCCUCUCUGUGCCUAAGAGUAGUGAUGCUGUGGAGUGGUCAAGAAGGCACAUAGAAGGAAUAUUGAGGCUGUCAGGAGUACCAUUCUGGUCCAGCCUUUCUAUAAAGAACGCAUCCUAAAGGGUAAGGCGAAACAGUGAUGUGUGGUUUUGGGACUGGAGCUGAUUGUUCUCUGGGUUAACGCUUUCAUUGUAUUUUCUGCUAAAGGAGUGACUGUGGUGAAUGUCAGCAUUUAAUAAACGCAACCUUUGAGGAAG
This is a messenger RNA of Heterocephalus glaber (naked mole-rat), 2665 nucleotides long. RefSeq names its product glycerophosphodiester phosphodiesterase domain containing 4 (gene Gdpd4). The record is from RefSeq and is a predicted model, not a curated record. Gene Ontology annotation, molecular function: glycerophosphodiester phosphodiesterase activity. Gene Ontology annotation, biological process: lipid metabolic process. NCBI's taxonomy places the organism in Eukaryota, Metazoa, Chordata, Mammalia, Rodentia, Bathyergidae. Gene Ontology annotation, cellular component: membrane.